Messenger RNA from Sinocyclocheilus anshuiensis, 1292 nucleotides. It is a transcript of the gene tmem42a, whose product is annotated as transmembrane protein 42a. Lineage: Eukaryota; Metazoa; Chordata; Actinopteri; Cypriniformes; Cyprinidae. The coding region runs from base 273 to 740 and encodes 155 amino acids. The transcript is spliced from 3 exons. The record is from RefSeq and is a predicted model, not a curated record.
AUACAGUCUAUGCUGAAAAUACAUGAUAUACAUAUUUGAAAUACGACAUUCUUGUUUAGAACUAGCAACAACGCAAGCUCAAGUCCCGCCCAUUUAAUGACUACCGUGUUUUUAAUGCUGGCUGUCUCUCUUUACCUGAGUGAUUUAUUUCUGUGAUGCACAGUAUAGGAAGUUUCAUUAUCAUUUUAUGUAUUAAAAUGCAAAAUAUGGCGGUAAAAUAAUACUGUUAUCCCAGUCGAGUCUGAGUGACUCAGUCGGACCGAGCUGGAAUUAUGUUGCCUGGCGUGUUUUAUGCCUUAAUGGCGGGGUUUCUAGCAGCUUUAGCAUCAUCUUCUGCUAAGUUGUCCCUGGGUGCUGUUUAUCUGAAAGAUGUGUGUGAAACAGGGCUGAAGAUCUGGACAGAUGGGCAGGAGAACACUGAUGGAUUUGAUACCACAGCUUGUGACUGGUUACAUAUACCCCUGCGGCUGCUUUGUGGUGGUCUUCUGUUCACCUGCAAUGCUGUGAUGUGGACCUUCUUCGCCAAAGCACUCAGGCACUCGUCUUCCUCUGCCCGGGCCACUGUGACCACCACUGCCUCAAAUUUUAUCUCCUCUGCUUUUCUUGGACAUGUGAUCUUUGGUGAAACUCAUGCCACGCUGUGGUGGGUUGGUAUCAUUUUGACCCUGACAGGGCUUUACGUCUUGCAUGGAUCAACUCCUCAGGCUCCACAGGAAAAUGUGGAUAAGAAAUAUGAUUGACAGAAUAAUACAGGGAGCAACAAUUCCUUAUCCAAUGCUUGAAGUGAAAUCAGUCAAGUGAAAGGCCGUGAAAGAGCUAAUAAGAAUUAUGCAGUUGUAUGAUAGAAUUAUCUAUGCUAAAUUUAAAUAUUUUUUCUGUCGUAGGAUUGCUUUUGUUGUUAAUAAUGUGAAAAAUUACAUGAUGCAGCCUUGAAAUGUGUAUGACUUUGAGCCUAUAGUUAUGCAAUGGACUUGCUCUAUAUCUUGCCUCAAUCAUGUGGGUUACUUACAAGUUUUUUAAUAAAUCAGUUUACACUCUUGUUUAUUACUAUGACCUGAAAUAUGUUUAUGACAUAUACAUGCUUUGCUGGAAAUUUUUACCAGAUGCAGCUGUGGAUCUGAAAUGAAAUUUUGUUUCACCUCUCAACUUUCUCUGAAACAUCCUUUUUCAAUUCCAAGUCUUCCAAAGUAAAACUUGAACUAGCACUCCAGACAGAACAAUGUAGUCAAAAGGAUGCACACACUGAUAGUGUUUAAAUGUUUUUGGUUAUUAAAUGACUAUUGUGUGUCAAA